UUAUUUAUACAAUGUCUGUGGUCCAGCUGAGCUCAGAGGGUGCCUGCGUGUGUUGUGUGUUUGUGUGUGUUUGCUCGUGUGUGGGGGGACGCCUGCAUGUGGUGGAGGAGAUGUUCUGGAGUCAUAAGAUCGUCUGGUUCCGAGUGGUUUUAGUCUGCGAACUAUUAAGGGAUCAUGGAGAACUUUUUUUCGGGUAACAAGAGAACUAACUGAGGCCAAGACUUCCGCUCCUUGACUGAGUGACUUAAAGGAUGUUAUAAAAACAAGACAGUGUAGGAAGCUAAAGAUUGGCACCAUAUGGAGCUUAGAUUUAUUAAUUACGGCUAUCAUCAUUAGUCUGGGUUCUUAAACCCACGUUGGGCAUAUGACUGUCACUCAUGGAAGCAUUUUUGUCCAUUGUUCACUGACUUUGGGGGACCCCAUGGUUCCUUGGCGAGCUUUCUUGGAAAGUUCAGGAGAAGGCAUGGAGCAAACUUGACUUCGCUGUGGAAAAAAAAAAGAGGACACGUUUCUGCCUUUUACACUGCCAACAACAACAACAAAUAGCUGCUAUGUGUUUUCCAGCAAUGUGGACAGGGGCCAAGUGAAGGUGAACUGGUCAUGGUUUGUCGCCAGAUCUUCCUCUGUCGCCGGCGUUUCUGCCCAAGACCCUUCUUUCUGGGCUUAGUGGUAGCAAUCUGCCUCUUCUACCAGACUCUGACACUCAUAGGGACGAGGAAACUUAUAUCAGCUGUUACUGGGGCUUCCCCAUACAAAGUGGCUGAAAGUUAUCAAAGCCAAUCCAAGGAAACUGCCACAAGGGAUACAUAUUGCUUCCCGUCAUCAGAUGGCGCACAGGUAACCCAAAAGAUUAAAGAGUCUAUUGCAAAGCAUUUUGGAAGCCAUGAGAGAAGGGCAGUGCUCUAUGUGCCUUCUUCCUACAGCCAAAUGGAACUUCAGCUUUAUCAGCACAUACUCACACAUCAUGGCUAUACCAUAAUUACCUCAGAAGAAAGUCUCAGGGCUGGCCUUGGGAUGGGGCAGCUGAACCAAGGUGAAUCAGGCUCUUGGGAUCUUCUCAUCUGCCUGCCUUCUAGGAAAGCUGAUGGAAAGCCUUGCGUCGUGAAAGAAGACUUGUUCCAGUUGAACUUACAUCAAAGGGUAAAUAUACUCCCAGAAAUACAGUAUCAGCUUUGCAGCAAGGAAGGAUUAUGCCAAAUCAUUAGAAGAUUCCCAGAGUUGAAUCUUCCUGUUGUCCCUUCUGUAUGUCUGAAUGAGCACACACAGGUAAAACUGAGCACUUCAAACCAUCCUUCAAUGACAGAGAAGUCUCAUGGGACACACCCUGUACCUUUAAGGCCCUUCUGGAACUGGCCUCAUCAGCUGAAUCAAACACCAGCCUCUGUGACACAUAAGCAGCCUUUUAAAGCCAAAGAUUUGUCUGUGAUCAUUAAAGCAUAUGUGUUGGUGACAUCUUUAACACCUCUGCGGGCCUUCAUUCAUUCAACUGGUACCAUUUGGAAUCCACCCAAGAAAAAACGUUUCACUGUCAAGCUGCAAACAUUUUUUGAGACAUUUCUCCGGGUCAGUUCUCCUCUUCAGGCCUUUGAUAAUAUGAAGGAAGCUAUAAGUAAACUUCUGCUGGCAGCCGAAGCAUUCAGUGAAACAUCUACUCUGGGACCAAAGACUGCCAAAAGGUGCAGAUUAUGUUUUCAACUUUUAACAUUUGAUAUUUAUUAUAGCAGCUCUUUGAACCCAUUAGUUCUUCAGGUGCAUGAGCAUUUUGAUUUUCAAGUUGACAAUAAUCUUGAUUUGGAGGACCAAAAUACAAAAGAAUUCCUUUUAAAAGACACUUUCAAUUUUCUUUUUGCCAAUGAGUCUUCAUUUUCCAUUUUUUCUGAAGCACUUCAAAGAAUUUACAGAUCAGAUACAAUUAAGGGUGAAGGAUAUCAAAAUCAAUUCAAUCCAUGCCUCUCUUUAGAGGAGAUGAAUUCAAUUAUGACAUUCAUAAAGGAACUCAAGAAUCUGGGACAGUUUCAACUGCUUUUCCCAUCAACUUCGCCUGGGAUUCAAGCUUUUAUGCAUGAAUUUUAUUAUGUGGCAGAUCCUAUGGGAAAACAUGGUUCAGUUCUGACCCAGCACCGGUCUCUCUUAAAUUUAUUCAAAGAACUACAACUCACAAAUAAAAAGAUUCAGCUCUAUUCUUUAGAAUGGAAACACAAGAAUAGUUUGAGAGAUUCACCUCUGAAACAAGCAAAUCACAGGAGUCUGUUUCCAGAUAACAUUAAGCCAAGAGUUCCCUUGGAUGCAGGUGAAAAUAUCAUAGUGCCACAUUUAAUGAAUAAGACCAAAGAGAUACAUUGCAGUAAUGAUAAAGACACAAUAUCUUAUGUCAAGCAGAUCUUUACAAAUCCACAUUUGGACCUGAAUCCAGAAUUUAACCCAAAGAUCAGAGACUACUACUCUGAAGUCCCAUUUGAUGUUAUAACAGUAACAAUUGGAGCGGAGACUUCUAAUUGCCAGUGCAAAGUACAUCUGGAUGAAAAGGCAGGGCCAAGUUUUGCAAAUUAUCCUCUGGGAUUAGGAAUGAACAAAAUCCUAAUUCUUGUGGUAGAUGAAUCUCAAACAGAUGGGGAAGUCCUCAGCACUUACAGACUCACAGUUUACCGAGAAGACCGCCCAAGUCCUUUAUUCAGUGACUACAUGGCAUGCGGUUUUGUUCAGGAUUGUGGUUUAAAGAUUCACCCUGAAGAAACCUGUGGAUUACAGCCUCUGUCAUCUGACUACAUUGCAACCAUUUCCCAGCCUGAACUAAAGAUUUGUAAGUCUGGGGAUGCCAAAGGACAGUGGAUUGUACCAUGCCUUAGCUGUUCAGACAAUAGGACCUGUGAUUGGAGAGAAAUAACAUGGCAGCCUCAUAACUGCCAGCACAGUGUCCUAUCAAAGACUCAGAUACAGCACUGUCUGGGAAGAAGAAAGGUCCUUUUCAUUGGAGAUUCAACCAACAGAGGAAUAAUGUAUUAUCUGAUUGAAAGACUCAAUGAAACCCUGCAGGAAUGGCAGAAAGUGCACAGCAUUAAAUCAUACUACAAUGUCAACAAUGGCAGAACAUUCAUCAGUUACUCCUAUUAUCCUCAAUUCUGGAUCAGUGUUUCACAAAGGCCAACAUUUGAAAAAGCUCUUGAACAACUUUUGCAAAGAUCACAUCCACUUGAGAACACAGACCAGACUGUAUUAGUUGUUGGUGGUGUUCAAUGGCUUAAUUCCAAUCACCUACAAAUUAUUCACAAGGUUUUGAAGAGAGAAAACUUAUUAAAUAUUCUGGUGGUUAUUAAAACUCUGGGAAUGGGGUUUCAUCUGCCUGUGGAUGGAGUGCAUUCUUUAACCCAGAAUGAAGUACAGGAUUUAUGGAAAGAAAAUUGGAUUAUAUUAGAUUCUGCAAAAAGAUAUGGCUAUGAAGUGGUUGAUACUUUUAGCAUAACCAUGGGACGCUACAAGGAAUUUCUGCAAGGAAAGUGUGGAUGCCAUUUCCAUGAGGUAGUUAAAUCUAAGACUUCCCAAGAAUAUCAUCUUAUUAAAAUGAAACCAUCAAAACAGCAUGUUGUGGGAAAAUAUUUCAGCAAUUUGAACAAACAGAAGAGACUGCAAAGCUAUGCAACUAAUGUACAAUCACCAUAUCAUGUCAGAGGCCCAGUCAAUCAAGUCUGUUCUGAAAUUCUUCUCAGCAGGAUAUGUACGCAUGAAAGGACUGUGUAGCCUUCCUUCUGGAGAAGCAACCUUGCAUUUGGAAACUUCCCAUUUAUCUGGUCUGGGAACCAUGUCAAAUGCAUUACAUAUGUCUAUGGACCUCACAUGCAUGCUUGCAUACAGAGAGUGAGAGAGAGAGAGAAGGGAGAAGGGACACUCUUCCUGAGGAUUUAUACUGUCAAGAUGUGCCUCCUGCACAUUGUAGUUUCUAAAUGAUAAAGAUGCAAAAAAAAAUUAAUUUUUUAAAAAGAAAGGAAAAAUUUACUUGAAAUAUAGCCAAAUGCUUAAAUAAGCUAAAGGUAGGAUAUUAGGUUUUGUGAGAGUAAAGAUAAAUAAUAGGCACUUGAAAUAUGUGAAGAGACCCUAGAGCUCUUGAGCAUCAUUUUUUCUUACCUAUAGGUACAUUCAUAUUGAUGGGGGUGAAGGGGGAAGCAAUUACAUUCCACUUGCAACUAGGUACAGUACUUGUGUUCUUGGGUGGAAGAAAAUACAGUAUUUAGAAUGACACUGGUUUUUAUAAACCUAAUGCUUCUGAAAGGCAUUUCCUUCCAUUUGCUUUAUUGUUUAUUUUACAAUUUUAGGGAUGGAAGUGGGAUAGGAAAGGGAUUUUGGAGGAUACCAGUACAGGAGACUCCAAAGGGUCUAGAAGGGAGAAAUAUUGGAGUAAAACUCUUUAAAGCUAACACUUCAAUUGACCCAAGUUUCUUUACAUAGUCUUUACCCCUAUAUUUUUAAACAUAUCCAGUAUGCUGUCCUUAAAUAGGAUGCUUAUAGAAUAAUUUGAUAAUGAACGUGUCAAGUUAAAGAGAGGAACCAAAUUUUUUUUUCCACCUGUAUUAUUUGAUAAUAUUUGCAAAGUGCUUUGCAAACCAUAAAGAGCUAUAUAAAUGCUAGCUACUGUAUUAUUUCAUGUGGUCUCAUUUGCUUAAGGGAGGAAGGGGUAGGACCUGUGAUUUCAUCUAUGUGGGGAAUCCCUGGUGUGGAAAAUCCCUUCACUGAUGUACAGCAGUAACUCAUCUGUAACAGAUAAGUUUUAGAUAGUUUCAAUUAGUUACCUGGGGCACUGAUUUGCCCAGGGUCACAUCCUAGUGUAUGUGAAAAGUAGGUCUUGAAUCUAGCUCUUCCAGACUGAAUGGGCUUUAAUCCACGAUCCAGCUUCUCCAAUAAAGAUUGGCUUUUCAUUAAACUUAACAUAUACUUUAAGUUAAAAUCUUAACAUUAUAUAUUUGUUAAAGGAUUAUGUUUCCUUAAAUUCCUAGAUAUCAUUCCCGGGGGUAAAAAAAAAAGCAUCCAUGGACUUACUAGAUCAUCACUAAUUUGAUUAUAACUUAUCUGAUUUUCAAGAGUCAUUUGAGUUUUGGGGAAACACAUGCAUUGGAAGAGAAUUUCAGGUAGCAUUAAAUAUUAGUUGCUUUCAUUUUCUUAAAAUAGUGGAAUAAAAAUCAUAUAAUUCUUGAAAAAAAAUCUUCUUAAGAUAGGAACUAUGUGCCAAUCUAACAUUCUUAUUUUCCUGUUCUAUAUUUUAAAGUCCAAAUGCUGAAUUUUUUUUUGCUUUACACAAGUACUAGUGUUGUGAAUUAUUAUUUCACAGUUGUAAUGUGUUUUAAAAGUGUUGUUUUUCUUUAAAAAAAAAAGCUAAAUUAAUUCAGUUCAUAACUGAAACAACCAAAAGUGCAAUACCUCGACUUCACCAUCAUAUAGAAAAUAGGACUACCUGAUAUGAUUCACUAUAUGAAUAGAGAUGGAUUCACUGGUAUGAAUUUCUGCAUCCUCUAAAACCUCUAUAUUUUUAUAUUAUAUAUAUUUUUAUAUGAAGUUAUUCAAGAAAUGUGUACAUCAAUCUAUUUAAUAAGCUGUUUGGAGUUAUAUUUCAACACAAAAAUAGCAAUAUAUACAAGCAAUGCAUGUCUGUGUAACAAGUGGAUUAUAGUCAGUUAUUUUUUAAAAUAUGGUACAGAAGUUAAUUUUGCAAAGAUAUGAUCUUUAUAGCACAUACAAAUAUAUGAGACACCUAAAAUGGAACACCACUUUUUUUCAGGUUUUCAGUUAUUUUAAAGUACACAAUGCUUUAUAUUUGUGCCAGUGUAUUUCUCCUCUCUCCGCCUUAAAGAAGUGAAGAUUGAUAUUUCCCUCUUUGCUAUUUGUCAAUAUUAUGUUCAGUGAUAGUAUAAUGUAGUUUGGUGCAGUACAAUAGAUCAAUCAUACUUUACUUACUUCGUCUUAAUGUUAUUCUUUUAAGAUUUGUCUAAGUAAUAGUUGAGCAGUAUUAGUAUGAAGCAACCACUUUUUACGGUUGUACUUAGUAUGAUUUUUAUUGGAAGUACAUAAUUUUAGGAAGAAUGGUAAUCAUGAUGUUUAAAUAAUUACAACUUGAAGUCAUAAUAGUGUUGCCAUCUUUCAUCCAUGGUCAUUUCUGCUUUACAUUGACCCAGACCAGCUUCUGAACAGAAAGCAGGGUUAGCCUAUUGCAAGAUCAAAUACUGGGAUUGCAAGUAAACAUUUUGAUUAGUCAUUUUACAUUAAAUAAAUUCUUUCCCCACUGAAAUAGUUGUAUUUUUAUUUUCUGGACAUCAUUUUAGUAGGGAAAAAAUUGCUAUGUACAUAUUUAUAAGUGAAUGAAAUUAAUAAUUUGCAUUUUCAGCUAGUUUUUGCUUUAGCCUUACUCUGUGGAAUAAUUUUCAGUGAAUAUGAUCAUAAUGUUGUCAUUUAAUUGACAGGACAGGUUAAGUACAUCCUUUGUGAUGCUGCCCAAAGAAGAAAGACAGAAUAGGUAGUGAAAAGUAUUAAAGUCUAAGAAUAUCUCAGUAGAAAUUUUAAGACAAAGCUGUGAGCCUUUCCUCCCCCAUCCCCAAAGUUCAGUGAGCUGUUUGGCAUCCAUCCAAUCUGGUCAACAAGCCCCAAAGGACCAUGUGAGAAAUAUGGUAUCAUUGCCCAUUAGACUCAUAUCUGGUUCAUUUAACCUAAGUGUAAUUUACAAAUCUCUAUAGCAGUCUCCACUGCAGGAUAGUAAUUCCUACCCUCCUUCUCAUCUCCAGCCCCUCUCCCUGUUACCACUUCGGUUUUGGAAGGUGCUGGCAAAAGUUGCUGAUUUUUGAGACUGUGUAAGUCAGUUUGUGAAGCUUUCCAGAGAAGAAUAGAUGCUGGUUAAUUUCUCUGAAUAGUUUUCUACCAUUUCUUAUUGUAUUUCAUUUUAGAUGAAGAAGAAAUGCAAAAUGAUGCCUAAAUAUUUUUACAUAAUCAGAUUGACUCUUCAGCUUUAAUUUUUACUUCCAAACAGAAUUUUUAAUAGACCUAAUAAUCAAUCAAUAAUCCUUCAGUUUUAAGAUUCCUCACCCUACCCUGGUCCCAAUUUUAAUAAGUUAAGGGAAAAGAUAUCAAACCAUAGAUUUAAAGCUGGAAGAGACUUUAGAAAUCAUAUAAUUCUAUCAUUUUACAGGUGAGGAAAUUGAGGCCCAGAUAAACCAUGUGACUUGACUUCACACAGGUAGUAAGUGCAUAGGACUAGGUUCUGAGAAAAUCUUUAUCCAAAGACUGCUCAAUCCAAACUCGGGUUGACACAAUAGCAUUUUUUUUAACCUGAAUGAAUUCUUUUCUGGGUAAAACCCAGAAAAGAUUGAAAUGUCAUCAAAACUAAAGGCAGACCCUCUUAAAGUUAAUAUUAGAAAAUACAGUUAUGAUAAGUUCAGUAGAAAAGUUUCAGUGUGAAAGCAUUAAGAACUGUUCUCCAAGUCAUAGAUUUCAGCUACACAUACAAGAGACAUGACCUUUUUUUGCUGCUUUAAUCAGAUGGAUAUCAGAAAAUGACCAGUUCGUAAAUGAACUUUUUUUCCAUUUUCAGGUAUUUUUUGUGACAGCAUUAGUAUAGGGUGUCUUCAUUUUUGGAGAGCUGUUUCUGAAUUUCUUUCAAGUUUCUUUGUAAUCUAUAAACUAUUCAAGAUAAACCUACUGGAGCUUUUUUUUUAAAAAAGCAUUUGAAGUUCAAAAACUUAUUUUAAUCAUUUGGAAGAAACUAAGGCAAUUUGAAAGAAACACAUUUUAAAGAGGAUGAACCAGAAAUUAUUAGAAAGCCCAUAGGACAUUAAAGACAACGGGCUAUUACCAGUGUUUCAGAAUUAGAUAUGUAUUUGGCACAGCUUCCAAGUUUCCAUACUGUCAAAGAACGUUUUAUCAUUUUUAUUGCUACAGUGACUAUUAUUGUCAACUUCCAUAUUUCUUUUAUGAUUCAUUUGGUAUAAGGAGCUUGUAGAUUUCAUUCUUGUCUAACUGAUGGUGACCAUACAUUCCUCCUAGAUGUGGUGGUCCAUUUGUUUUCUUCAUAUUCACAAAAACAUUUUUAUGGCUCUAUUAAAUGUCAAACUAACAUAUGUAUUACCAAUCUCAAUGCAUAGGUUAAAUGGUGCUCUUGAAAAUCUAUUAAGAACAUCUGCAUGUAGCCCCAUCACUUGUCUAUAUAUAAAUAAUUAUUUAAAGUCAACAAGUCAGGGAGGGGGUGAAGAACAGCAAACAUCUUCAUCACAUAAAAUAUUGGAAGGCUACCUACAUGCAAAUCAUAUGUGAGGAGUUAACAGUUCUGAUUUUGAUUUAAAUUAAUUGAGAUUUUCUUCAUCUUUAAGUUUACACAUAUCUCAAGUCCGUGUAAAGCUUUACAAGAAACAGUUUCUAUUUCAUCAUAUAGAAUCAUCCUAUUUGGCAAUCCUUGGUGGACAAUAUCUGGAUGUAUUGUUGCAUUGAUACCUAAACUGUGCUCCAAGGAAGUCUAGUUUUCCUUAUAACACACUUGUGGAUUCUUCAAGAAAAGUUUGACACCAGUGAAAUUUUUCAUGCUUAAAUAGUAAAUAUGAUUGUGAAUAAAAAAAAUACCCACUAUUGAUGCUAAAUUUUUUAGUAUAAAAAUAGACUUAAUUUGUUUUAUUUUGUUCCUAAAUUUUCCUAAAGUCCUUUAAUUUGGGGGUGGGUAUCCUCCAUGUUUAGAGUAGUAUUUUGAGGUCUCACUAAGGUGAUUCAAGUCCGAAGAUGUUCCAAAAUAGUUUGUGAGACAUGGCAUUCUUAAAUUUUAGAGGAGAUCAUGAGUAAACGUUGAAUUUCACCAACCAAGGCUUUUUUUGGGGGAUCAUAUUCAGUAUCCAAUUUUUAUUUUAUGUAAAAAUGUUUAAUGUCUGUCUUUCCUAUAAAAUAAGGACAUUUUUAUAACCUGCAUUAAUUAUGAUCUUUUUGGUAUGCCAAAAGUUAAGUGUUACAUGGUUUUGUUAAAAAAAAAUGAAUUAAAUUGAUUAUCAAAUA
Messenger RNA from Phascolarctos cinereus (koala), 9006 nucleotides. It is a transcript of the gene CPED1, whose product is annotated as cadherin like and PC-esterase domain containing 1. The record is from RefSeq and is a predicted model, not a curated record. NCBI's taxonomy places the organism in Eukaryota, Metazoa, Chordata, Mammalia, Diprotodontia, Phascolarctidae.